Messenger RNA from Eremomyces bilateralis CBS 781.70, 2160 nucleotides. RefSeq names its product 4-aminobutyrate aminotransferase. Gene Ontology annotation, biological process: GABA catabolic process. Gene Ontology annotation, cellular component: mitochondrion. NCBI's taxonomy places the organism in Eukaryota, Fungi, Ascomycota, Dothideomycetes, Eremomycetales, Eremomycetaceae. The transcript has 4 exons. The coding region runs from base 438 to 1847 and encodes 469 amino acids. The record is from RefSeq and is a predicted model, not a curated record. Gene Ontology annotation, molecular function: pyridoxal phosphate binding.
AAGAAAGGAGCGUGAGGACUGAGGAGACGCUACAUUCCCCCGCUAUCGUCCAUUGACCCCACCAACACCCAUCUCGCCUUCUCGCCUAUUGACGGCAUAACCUUGUCCUGGCAAUCUAUCACUCCGCAUACGCCGGGGGAGCUCCUCCUCUCAUACCUCGCGAAGUCGCGAUACAUGCACUCUUCAUCUAUUUCUUUCAUGCAUACCCCCGUCCUGCAUAUACGAAUUGCUGGGCUGCUCUCCGAAGUAGACGUCUGAUUCUCGUGCGGGAACCCUUGACCAUGUCGUCCAUCCUCCGUUAUAUCUCCCAUGCCCGCCCAAUCGUCUCGAGGGGCGUUGGUACGAAGCUCUCUCGACAUACCGCCCGCUGCGUGAGCUCUCCUAUAACCUCGAUAUCGGUGCCAAAUUACAGACGCUUCGCUACGACACCCAAAAACAUGUCGGAGAUUUCUUACUUGCCGGGCGAGCCUACGGGCCCUGUGAAGACAACGGAAAUCCCAGGCCCGAAGAGCAAAGCGGCCGCGGAGGAGUUGCACAAGGUGUUUGAUACACGGAGCUUGAACAUGAUAACCGAUUUUUCGAAGAGCUUUGGCAAUUACAUCGCGGAUCUGGAUGGGAAUGUCUUGCUGGACGUAUACGCCCAAAUCGCCUCUAUUCCGGUUGGUUACAACAACCCCAACCUCCUCAAAGCGGCCACCUCUCCCGAAAUGGCCUCCGCCCUCGUCAACCGUCCCGCGCUCGGCAACUUCCCGCAGCACGACUGGGCGGAGAUCCUCCACAGCGGAAUCCUCCGCGUCGCCCCGAAAGGCCUCCACCAAGUCUUCACGGGGACAACCGGCUCCGAUGCCAACGAGCUCGCCUUCAAGGCUGCGUUCAUGUGGAAGGCCCUCCAGCGGCGUGGAGGCCCGCACGUCGAUUUCACGGAGCAGGAGAAGUCCAGCUGCAUGGACAACAAGAGCCCCGGUAGCCCUGACAUGAGCAUCCUGUCGUUCAAGAAGGCCUUCCACGGUCGCUUGUUCGGGAGCCUGAGCACAACCCGCAGCAAGGCGAUCCACAAACUCGACAUCCCCGCGUUCCCGUGGCCGCAGGCGCCGUUCCCAGCGCUGAAGUACCCGCUGGCCGAGAACGUCGAGUUCAAUCGUACCGAGGAAGACCGCUGCCUCGCCGAGGUCGAAGAGGUCCUGAAGAACAACCCGUCCCCCGUGGCCGCCGUGAUCAUCGAGCCCAUCCAGUCUGAGGGCGGCGACAACCAUGCCACCCCGUACUUCUUCCAGCGCCUGCGCCAGAUCACCAAGGACAACGAAAUCUUGCUGAUCGUCGACGAGGUGCAGACCGGCGUCGGCGCCACCGGCAAGUUCUGGGCCCACGACCACUGGAACCUGCCCGAGGGUAUGCACCCCGACAUGGUGACCUUCAGCAAGAAGGCCCAGACCGCCGGAUACUACUACGGCCGCGACGACCUGCGCCCGAACCUCCCCUACCGCCAGUUCAACACCUGGAUGGGCGACCCAGCGCGUGCGAUCCUGUUCCGCGCCAUCAUCGAGGAGAUCGAGCGCUUGAACCUCGUAGAGAACACGCGGGUGGUCGGCGACUACGUCUACAACGGGCUUGCGGCGCUCGCCCAGAAGUAUCCGGGCGAGAUCGUGAAUCUGCGCGGACAGGGGCAGGGGACGUUCAUCGCGUUCGACAGCCCAAGGCGGGACGAGGUGCUGAUGAAGGGGAAGACGGUGGGGUUGAACAUUGGGGGGAGCGGGGAGUCGGCGGUGCGGCUAAGGCCGAUGUUGAUCUUCCAGAAGCAUCAUGCGGAUAUCAUGUUUGAUUUACUCGAGAAGAUCUUCAAGUCGUAAGGGAAACUGAAGUCGUAAGAGAAACUGAGGGCGCAUGGUACAAUGAGACACCGUUCUACCGUUCCGUGAUGUGAGCGUAAGCAUUUGACGGAUACCGAUGAGCGUGGAGACGUUCUGGUCUCAUUCUGGUCUCCUGCCGAUACUGAAACAGUCUUACUGAGGAAUACUCUAGUAUAGAAUCAUUAUCGAAUAGUUGCGGAACGAGAGGCGAAACUGAUCACGCAGUAAAAUUUACGCAAUCCCAUAUUAUUUGCAUUAUCCGAAAGCCAUCCUGUUUCGCUAUGAUAAUACAAUACCGCUGUUGACCAGAACU